Messenger RNA from Myotis brandtii (Brandt's bat), 1473 nucleotides. It is a transcript of the gene ZFYVE28, whose product is annotated as zinc finger, FYVE domain containing 28. The transcript is spliced from 7 exons. The record is from RefSeq and is a predicted model, not a curated record. Gene Ontology annotation, biological process: negative regulation of epidermal growth factor-activated receptor activity. NCBI's taxonomy places the organism in Eukaryota, Metazoa, Chordata, Mammalia, Chiroptera, Vespertilionidae. Gene Ontology annotation, cellular component: early endosome membrane. Bases 1 to 1035 code for a protein of 344 amino acids.
AUGGGCCAGGAUGAAUUUGUGUUUUCCAUCUUCAAGGAAGAAUUGCCGGGCGGGGAAGGUGGGACCUGCAGUCUGGCUGCCUUCAGAGAUGCUGCUCUCGGCCUCCAGGAAGCAGCCGGCACCGUCGUCCUAAAGCCUGGAGACGCUUGUGCAGGAGCCGACGGGGAGCGCACUGCUCGUCGCCUGGGAACAGGCCACCCCAGGUGCCCGCACACCUCGGCCUGGCUCACACCCGGGUGCCUGUCUCCCCAGAGGUCGGACCCGCAGCUGCUGGCCCAGUUCUACUAUGCGGAUGAGGAGCUGAACCAGGUGGCGGCCGAGCUGGACAGCCUGGACGGGCGGAAGGACCCCCAGCGGUGCACCCUGCUCGUCAGCCAGUUCCGCUCCUGCCAGAGGUCAGACCCCCAGCUGCUGGCCCAGUUCUACUACGCGGAUGAGGAGCUGAACCAGGUGGCGGCUGAGCUGGACAGCCUGGACGGGCGGAAGGACCCCCAGCGGUGCACCCUGCUCGUCAGCCAGUUCCGCUCCUGCCAGACAUGGGUGGCGGUGAGAUUCAGCCCUCGCUCGCUCUCCCUGUGGUGCAGCUACGUCUCGGCCAUGGUGCCCGUGAAGUCGCCGCGGGAGUACUACGUGCAGCAGGAGGUCAUCGUGUUGUUCUGCGAGACCGUGGAGCGCUACGUCUCGGCCAUGGUGCCCGUGAAGUCGCCGCGGGAGUACUACGUGCAGCAGGAGGUCAUCGUGCUGUUCUGCGAGACCGUGGAGCGGGCCCUGGACUGCGGGUACCUGACCCAGGACAUGAUUGACGACUACGAGCCCGCCCUCAUGUUCACCAUCCCCCGGCUGGCCAUCGUGUGGAACCGGGAGCUGGAGAGCAUGGCCAUGCGCCCGCUGGCCAAGGAGCUGACCCGCAGCCUGGAGGACGUGCGGGGCGCCCUCCGCGACCAGGCGCUGCGGGACCUCAACACCUACACGGAGAAGAUGCGGGAGGCGCUGAGGCACUUCGACGUCCUGUUUGCGGAGUUCGAGCUGAGGUGACCUUGCGGACCACGCGGGUGCUGUAGGCGUGAGGCCACAGCCUUGGGAUGGGGUCAUGGCUUCAGCAUGGGGUCACGGUUGGGGUCACGGCCUAGGUGUGAAGUCAUGGGCUAGGCAUGAGGCCAUAGCCUCAGCAUGGGGUCAUGGUCUAGGUGUGAAGUCAUGGGCUAGGUGUGGGGCCACGGCCUCAGCUCUGUGGCGGGGGGGUGCCUGCUCUGCGGGCUUUUCCGAUAUUUCCAGCUGGAAAACUGCAGCAGGAGGAGCUGCGGCUGUUCAGGGUCAGGGCUGUCUGCAGGGUGGUGACCCCUGGGACUUGGUGUGGGCUGUGGGGGGAGGGAGAUGCAGGGGUCCACCCCACCCCACCCCACCCACCGCCGUGCCUGACACAGCUCAGCGGGAGAGCGGGAGGGCCCUGCAGUGAGGUCAUCUGUGGGCCAC